AGUUCUCCACAAGCACCACUCCACAACGUAGACUCGCCUGAUACUUGCUUCAUUUGGUUGACUGCUGGCUUUCCCCUUGGUCUCUUCUCGCACAUGAGUGUACUUCAUCUGCAGAUCCCUCGAGCAAGCAUACCCAAUAUUAAGUGUCCCUAGCCUUUCGCGCCGACUGUCACGAUGAAGAGACUUGUUGGCGGCCUUCCGCGAACUCUUCCAAGACCCUUGUUCCGCAGCUUCAGCACCUCAAGACAAUGCCUUGCCGACCACGUCAGAAUAGUCGAAGUCGGGCCCAGAGACGGCUUGCAAAAUGAGAAGAGCACAAUAUCCUUGGAAACAAAGCUCGAGCUUAUUCGGCGGCUGGCGCAGACCGGCGUUACGCAUAUGGAGGCGGGCUCUUUUGUGCCUGCGAAAUGGGUGCCACAGAUGGCCUCGACGGCAGAAAUACUCGAGUCUGUACUGACUCAACCGCCUCCUGCACCACACGGCAUCGCAUACAAUUACCUCGUGCCGAACAUUCGCGGACUCGAGAAUCUCCUCAAGAUAUUCCAAGCCAACGGCGCCCGCAAUCCCUCAAGCUAUCCUACGCCACCGCCGUCCCCCGGACCUGAACAGUCCCAAGGCCAAAGUUCCUCAUCACCGGCUUCCCAGUCCUCGGCCGAAGUUCAGUCGGGGGAUUCAACCGAGAUUUCGUUGUUUGCCGCAGCAACAGAGACGUUCUCACAGAAAAACACCAACUGCAGCAUCGCAGAAAGCUUGGAGCGAUCGAAGCCAAUCAUGGAGCUCGCGAAGCAGCAUAACAUUCGCGUGCGCGGUUAUGUGUCCGUGGCAUUGGGUUGUCCAUAUGAGGGGCCCGACGUCAACCCUCACAAGGUCGCGGAAAUCACUGCUACGCUGUUGGAGAUGGGCUGCGACGAAGUUUCCGUCGCCGACACUACUGGGAUGGGAACCGCGCCUCGGACGCGAAAGCUGCUCCAGACCUUGAAGGAAGCGGGCAUUCUGGAUGAAGAUCUUGCCCUCCAUUUCCAUGACACAUACGGUAUGGCGCUUGUGAACACUGUUGUGGGUUUGGAGCACGGUGUUAGGAUAUUCGACAGUUCUGUCGGAGGACUGGGUGGUUGCCCUUACAGCAAGGGCGCUACGGGCAAUGUUGCGACUGAGGAUCUGCUGCACCUGGUGCACAGCCUAGGCUGUGAGACCGGGGUCGAUAUGGUCAAGAUGGCGGAAAUCGGGCAAUGGAUUACUGCGCAGCUCGGCAGGCCCAAUGAUUCAAGGGCCGGGAAGGCCACACUGGCAAGGCUGAAGGAGUCGUAGUGGACUUGGGCAUGGUGAUAUAACUGAAAUGUCAACAUCCAUACUCAGUGUGCCUUGAAGCAGCCAUGUAUGAGUCGGUGGUGGUGUCGUGGUCCAAAAUUGAACACGAGGCACUGACAGCACAGCCUCACUGUCUCUACACGUGGUGAUUUCCCCCGCUGUCAUCCUUAUGCCCCCAAGAACGUCAAAUCCGAAGUCCAGGCCAGC
Messenger RNA from Cladophialophora immunda, 1515 nucleotides. RefSeq lists its product as uncharacterized. The record is from RefSeq and is a predicted model, not a curated record. Bases 175 to 1308 code for a protein of 377 amino acids. The transcript has 2 exons. Gene Ontology annotation, biological process: L-leucine catabolic process; ketone body biosynthetic process. Gene Ontology annotation, molecular function: hydroxymethylglutaryl-CoA lyase activity. Lineage: Eukaryota; Fungi; Ascomycota; Eurotiomycetes; Chaetothyriales; Herpotrichiellaceae.